This is a messenger RNA of Pleuronectes platessa (European plaice), 750 nucleotides long. Its product is annotated as claudin-34-like. Gene Ontology annotation, biological process: bicellular tight junction assembly; cell adhesion. Gene Ontology annotation, cellular component: plasma membrane; bicellular tight junction. Lineage: Eukaryota; Metazoa; Chordata; Actinopteri; Pleuronectiformes; Pleuronectidae. Gene Ontology annotation, molecular function: structural molecule activity. The transcript has a single exon. The record is from RefSeq and is a predicted model, not a curated record. Bases 1 to 750 code for a protein of 249 amino acids.
AUGGUCUACCUGGCUCACACGGCCCACGCCCAGCUCGGCGCCCUAGGGCUGAGCUGCGUGGGCUGGACUCUCACGGCCGUGGCGUUCGGACUCAUCCAGUGGAGGGUCUGGCUGGUGUCUGACAGUGAGGUCAUCAGCUCCGGCCUGGCCUGGGUGGGCCUCUGGAGGACCUGCUUCAACAGCCACACCUUGGUGUCGCCCGGGUUCAAGAUCAUGCACUGCAGGUACAUCGGCCUGACCGAGGCCUUCACUCCACCGGAGAUUCGGGCGGGUCAGGUUCUCAUGGUGCUGUCCCUGCUGGCGGGGCUUUGUGGGAACGCAGGCGGAGUUUACGCCCUGAGGAACGUCUACUUCGGGAUGGGGAAGGAAUCGCCAUUGCGCUUGUCCUUCUCCACCGGUGGAGCUCUGUGCCUGUUGGCUGCUGCGAUGUCUCUCAUCCCUCUGGUGUGGAAUCUGACCUCAGUGGUGACCAAUCAGAACAUCAGCUUCCCCCCUGAGUUCAAAAUGCCCCAGGCGCCGGAUUCCCAGUAUGCGGGGUGCGGCAUAGGGGUCGGGAUGGUGGGAACAAUCAUGAUGAUUGUCUCUGGGAUUAUUUUCUGUAUGUACAAAAUACCAGCGAGGCCUCAACACGCGAGCCAGUCAUCUCUAAAAGAACAGGCGCACGUGGACAGGUCACCACGUGCACAGCCUAUGUUUGACAGUAUGGGGGGGGAAAACAAUCCAGCGUUUGAGGCCCACGAACACUUGUGA